Pneumocystis murina B123 is the source of this 1110-nucleotide messenger RNA. RefSeq lists its product as hypothetical. The record is from RefSeq and is a predicted model, not a curated record. The transcript is spliced from 6 exons. The coding region runs from base 1 to 1110 and encodes 369 amino acids. Lineage: Eukaryota; Fungi; Ascomycota; Pneumocystomycetes; Pneumocystales; Pneumocystaceae.
AUGUCUUCAUCAUUUCAGAACACAUAUAAACGAGGUUUAAGAAAUAAUGGUGACGCAUAUGCCCAUCGGAAUUUAAAUAAACAUACGCAUACAUCUUGUACUACGGCUUGUUUUGUAUCUCAUUCAAUGUCUAUGCCUGGCAAAUAUGGUCAAUUUUCAAGUUUUCGUAAUUCAGGUUUAUCAAAACGAUUACGACUGGAUUCAAGAACACCUAAUAAUAACGCUUUUUUAACGCGGAAAACAUUUUCUGAUUUUAGAUUAUCACGACUUCAGAUUGGAAAUUUUAUUUCCGAAGAAAUACGUGAAGAAAAAGAUCAAAAGGAUGCACGGAUCCGAUUUUAUUUUAGAAAUUCAACAGAUAUACACCCGGAAACCAAUUUAUCAGCAACAGAAGCAGCGCUUGUUGCACCAGAUAGGGUUUCUCUUUCAAUAAAAAAGGGUACGAAACGUAUUAUUAUUCCAGCAGAGCAUAUUUUUUCAAUCGAAUUCUCUCGUAACGAGGGGAGAAUAGUAAUUCAGACAGAUGGAUGGGCUGUGUUUGAAGAAUUGGCGACUAGCGCAACGCAUAAACAAAUAUUUCGUGUAACAGAUGUAGAUCCGACAGAGGGCGAGCUUUUACGAGCUAAACGAAUCGAAGUAUGGUUAAAUUUAUCUAUGCCAUUAACAGAGCCGAAAUGGACAAAAGGAAAUCUUAUUGAUAAUAUUGAUAAGACAUCCCGAUUUCAUCAUAUUCUACAUAUUUUGGAUGCAGAUCCAUGCCCGACGUUACAAAGUAUUAUCGAACAAUGGACUAGGGAUUCGACAAUUGGAUUUCAAUCUGAACGUUUAUUAUUUCAGAGAUCUCAGCUCUGCAAAUUGAGUCGACUUUUAGAUAUUUUUUCGAAUGUCUUAAAACCGGAUCCUGUAUUAACGGCGCCGAUGAAUGGAAUUUUGAAUAUUGUGCGAACAAUGGGAACGAAAAGUGAAGUAGAUCAGGAAGAACUUUUGACAAAAGUAAAACAAGCAUUAUUCUUGAUUCCCGAGUAUUUGAUUUUGAAAAGUCUUGAUACUAUGUUUAGAAAAGAACUUGAUUUUGGAUCAGAAAAUGUAUCAAAUGAUUUUGAAAUAUGA